CGGGAUCACAGGCCAGCGGGAAGCAAGCUCUGAACGACUCGAGUGGAGUAGCUGUUAACAACCUUCUCUGCCCCCGAGCAUGAUGGACUCCAAGAAAGAAGAGGUGAGGAGGAAGCACAUCCGUCUGCACAUGGAAGGGACGCUGACGGCCCGCGACAAGGUCGGGGUGCAGGAUUUUGUGCUGCUGGACGCGCACACCAGCGAAGCUGCCUUUGUGGACAAUCUUCGCAAACGCUUCAAGGAGAACCUCAUCUAUACCUAUAUCGGGACGCUCCUGGUGUCUGUGAAUCCAUACCAGGAGCUUGGAAUCUACACUGUGAGCCAGAUGGAACUUUACCAAGGGGUCAAUUUCUUUGAGCUACCUCCUCAUGUCUACGCCUUAGCCGACAAUGCUUACCGCAUGAUGUGCUCUGAGCUCAACAACCACUUCAUCCUCAUUUCUGGAGAGAGCGGGGCAGGGAAAACAGAGGCCUCCAAGAAGAUCCUGCAGUAUUACGCAGUGACCUGCCCAAUGACCGAGUCCCUGCAAGUAGCCCGCGACAGGCUGCUGCUCUCCAAUCCAGUGCUGGAGGCUUUUGGAAAUGCCAAAACGCUCCGGAACGACAACUCCAGCCGAUUUGGAAAAUACAUGGACAUACAGUUUGACUUGCAGGGCAUUCCCGUAGGUGGGCACAUCAUCAGUUACUUGAUUGAAAAGUCCCGCGUCGUCUAUCAAAACCAGGGUGAGCGGAAUUUCCACAUCUUCUACCAGCUGCUGGCGGGUGGAGAAGCAGACCGCUUGGCUUCCCUGGGCCUGGAGCGAGACCCCCAGCUGUAUAAAUACCUCUCGCAGGGUCAUUGUGCCAAAGAAUCAUCUCUUAAUGACAAGAACGAGUGGAAAACUGUCUCCAAUGCGUUUUCUGUCAUUGAUUUUACUGAAGCUGACCUCGAGAACCUCUUUGGGAUCAUCGCCAGUGUCCUCCACCUGGGGAACAUCUGCUUCCAGGAGGACGACCAGGGCUGUGCCACCGUCCCCGACACUCACGAGAUCAAGUGGAUCGCCAAGCUCCUGGGGGUCUGCCCGCCUGUUCUUCUGGAAGCUCUGACCCACAGAAAGAUCGAAGCCAAGACAGAGGAGGUGAUCUGCCCGCUAACACCAGAACUCUCCGCCUACGCCAGAGACGCCAUGGCCAAGGCUGUUUAUGGCCGGACGUUCACGUGGCUGGUCAACAAAAUCAACUGCUCCCUAGUUAACAAGGUCGGUCACAGGAUGACACCAAAAAAAACCGUGAUCGGAUUGCUGGAUAUCUAUGGGUUCGAAGUCUUCGACAAGAACGGUUUUGAACAGUUUUGUAUAAAUUACUGCAACGAGAAGCUCCAACAACUGUUAAUAGAGAGGACUCUGAAAGCAGAACAGGCAGAAUAUGAAAUGGAAGGGAUCGAGUGGGAGCCGAUUCAGUAUUUCAACAACAAGAUCAUCUGCGACCUGGUGGAAGAGAGGCACAAGGGAAUCAUAUCCAUUCUGGAUGAAGAGUGCAUUCGUCCCGGCCCCGCCACGGACGUGAGCUUCCUGGAGAAACUGGAAGACAGAGUGGGCAGGCACGCACACUUCCAGACCCGGAAGCUGGCCGGGCCGAAAGGCCGGAAGAGGAUCGGGUGGUCGGAGUUCCAGCUACUGCACUACGCGGGAGAGGUCACCUACUGCACCAAGGGAUUCUUGGAAAAAAACAACGAUCUCCUUUACAGACACCUGAAAGAAGUGCUGUGCAGGUCGGACAACAGCAUCCUGAGGGAGUGCUUCCUGGUGGCCGAGUUGGAAAGCCGGAGGAGGCCACCAACGGUGGGGACCCAGUUCAAGAACAGUCUGAGCAGCCUCCUGGAAAUCCUCAUCUCCAAGGAACCUUCCUACAUCCGGUGCAUCAAACCCAAUGCCACCAAGGAGCCCAGCAAGUUCGAUGAUUUCCUCAUAAGGCACCAGAUCAAGUACCUGGGGCUCAUGGAGCACCUCCGGGUGAGACGGGCCGGCUUCGCCUACCGGCGGAAGUACGAGCACUUCUUGCAAAGGUACAAGUCCUUGUGCCCAGACACCUGGCCACACUGGCACGGGCCUCCGGGAGAGGGCGUGGAGCGGCUGGUCACGUACAUCGGUUACGGACCCGAGGAGUACAAGCUAGGGAAAACCAAAAUAUUCAUUCGUUUCCCGAGAACUCUGUUUGCUACCGAAGAUGCCUUCGAAUUUAGUAAACAUCAAUUAGUUGCAAGAAUCCAAGCCACGUACAGGGGCUGCCUGGGCAGGAGAGAGUAUGUGAAGAAAAGACGAGCAGCCACCAAACUGGAAGCCCACUGGCGUGGAGUCCUGGCUCGAAAGGAGGUCCAAAGGAGAAGGUGGGCGGUGCAGAUAAUAAGAAGGUUCGUCAAGGGAUUCAUCCAUCGCGACGAACCCCUCGGUCCUGACAACGAGGAGUACAUAGUGUUCGUGCGAAAGAAUUACAUCCUGAAUCUCCGGUAUCAUGUUCCGAAGAACGUCUUAGACAAGAGCUGGCUGAGGCCUCCUGGCAUCUUGGAAAACGCUUCGGACCUGCUCAGGGGGAUGUGCCUGCGGAACCUGGUUCGGAAGUACUGCCGCGGGGUCACGGCCGAGCGGAGAGCCCUGAUGCAGGAAAAGGUGGUUGCAAGUGAAAUAUUCAGAGGAAAGAAAGAAGGCUACGCGGACAGUUUAAAUCAGCCCUUUGCCAACAGUCGGAUAGACGAAGGAGACAUUCACCCCAAAGUGCUUCAACUCAUUAGCAGCGAGAAAGUCGAGUACGGCGUCCCGGUCAUCAAGUACGACAGGAAAGGCUUCAAGGCGCGGCAGCGGCAGCUCGUCCUCACCCGGGAGGCAGCUUACGUGGUGGACGUGGCCAAGGUCAAGCAGAAGAUAGAGUUCUCGGAGCUCAAGGGUGUCUCCACCAGCAGUCUGAGUGACGGGCUCUUGGUCAUUCACGUGUCACCCGAAGACCACAAGCAAAAGGGGGACGCCGUCUUACAGUGUGAGCACGUAUUUGAAGCCGUUACGAAGCUGGUCAUGCUGGUGAAGAAGGACGUGGUCAGUGUUGUUCAAGGAAGUUUACAGUUUUCUAUUGGGCCUGGGAGAGAAGGCACCAUCGUUUUCCAUACUGGACCAGAAGAACAAAUCUAUAAAGAUAAAAAUGGACAGUUAAGAGUGGUGUCGGUCCGGAGGAAGUCCUGAUACAGGAGGACAUCUGACCCAGAGCGUGGCCGUUUCUGCUCCAACUAAGAGGACCCGGGAAACAGGAAGUUAAUCCAGCUAGCUACGUGUUCAAGGAAAGAUGCCGGCACCUCUCGGAAAGGGGUCCCACGUGCGGAGACCGAGCGGCCUGUUACACCAAAGCCUGACCCAGCGUCUCAGAGGCCUGGUGGCGCUGUUACUGUCUUCCAAGAGCCUGGUGCUCAACAUCCCUGGCAGGACUCACUCUCCACGGCACUUCGGCACGUCCCAGGUGGAUGACAGAUGCUCCACCUCCAUCGGGCCGUCUGAGACACGAUGGAGCUCUGUGGCCUGAGAGCACGCACAUUUCAUAAAGAUGCAAAACUGAAUUUUGCCUUAAAUAAAUGGAACUUGCCAGUUUCAAGGGCUUGGGUUUGGUGUCUAAGGGGGUGAGCGCGGUUCCCCGCGGUGAAUCCUGACUGCUUCUCGCCCGGGGCUUUCAGCGCUAUUCCUACUACAGGCCGCACUGCUCUUUCCCGCCACCGCGCGACCGCAAGCCGCCAGCAGAACGCAGGCGCUCUGCCCGCUCUGCUGGAAACUGCCCGUUUCAAUGGCUCAACUGUGCUGGACAUUUCUGAAAAGAUCCAGAAAUCACAUGUAAAGAGAAGCAUGAUAUGACUUUUAUUUUACAUAAACCCACAAAUGCUCGUACAAGAAAGUGUCGACUUCUAAGAUUUACAGCGUUGCUUUCAUAGGGCAGAGACAAAAUCAAUGACAUGCUUAACUGUGUCAGAGACUCUGGGCAGAGCCCCACGGACGGCGGAGGCGGGUGGUGCUUGCGUGUGGAUGCCGGGCAGCAGCUGGAAGGUCCAGGUCCAGGCAGACACCAGCGGGCGGGCAGCUGCAGAGGUCAGCCAGCUGAUCCGCAGCCGACCGUGGAGGACGCGCCAGGAGCAGCAGUCUGAGGCACGGGCCCCCCACCGACAAUCCGACGACUUAAACUAAACUUAACCACCAGGGACCAAAAGCUGUUCCAAUUUGUUUUAAUGCUAUUACAACAUAAUAAAACCUUACUCUUUACCAAACCCCAGGGCCAGUGUUUGAGUUGGG
This is a messenger RNA of Sciurus carolinensis (gray squirrel), 4297 nucleotides long. RefSeq names its product myosin IH (gene Myo1h). Gene Ontology annotation, molecular function: microfilament motor activity; actin filament binding; ATP binding. The transcript has 32 exons. Gene Ontology annotation, biological process: actin filament organization; vesicle transport along actin filament. Gene Ontology annotation, cellular component: plasma membrane; microvillus; actin cytoskeleton. Bases 80 to 3208 code for a protein of 1042 amino acids. The record is from RefSeq and is a predicted model, not a curated record. NCBI's taxonomy places the organism in Eukaryota, Metazoa, Chordata, Mammalia, Rodentia, Sciuridae.